Molecule: messenger RNA, 699 nt
Organism: Aspergillus costaricaensis CBS 115574
Lineage: Eukaryota; Fungi; Ascomycota; Eurotiomycetes; Eurotiales; Aspergillaceae
Exons: 1
Coding region: 295-699 (134 amino acids)
Source: RefSeq, a predicted model, not a curated record
CUCAGAGCUCCUCCUGUGUACCAUCAAGGCCAACAGAGAAUUGAAUCGGCCUAGGUCGCACAACUGUCGCACAAUUGUCGCCCAUAGCGCUUCCAAGCUCAGAUGCGGGCGACGAAGUCCGAACACUUCGACUCUUUUUGUUAUUAAUCUUCCGAGCCAAUACUUUCCCUACUACUUCGCGGUCGGCGUCCAGCUCCUCCACCGCAGAAAACCCUGUUAUCCUGUCCCUCACAGAAAUGUCAGAUAGUCAGCAAAACCCAAUGGCUUAACCCCGAAUUAUACAAAUAAAGAACGAUGUUCUACAACGCCCUCAUCCGAACCCACCACAUCACCUCCCGCAAAAAGGUGUCUGCGCUGAAACGCGCAGCCGAUAUACACAAUUGCUUCGUGCUUCUGCGCUCCGGUGGUUGUCCAGGGAUAAUGUAUGUCGAGGCGAAAGACCAAUCCGCUGUUGAGUCUUGGGUGACUGUCGUUCGAAAACUUCGGUACAAGGAUUUUCAACUAGCCACGCGACCAGGACCCCUCCACGACGAGAAUCAGACAGACCUUCAUGAUCAGAAGCAGUCAUCCCACCAGACAAGAAUGAGGGAUAUAAGGGCCGGUGUGUCAGAGGUAGAAACUGUCAAGGAGUUUGGGAGUUUAAUGGAACAACGGGGUGUCUGGAAAUGGUGGAGAAAAGGGAUGGGAUACGUUGGUUGA